GCACUGAGGGCGACGGUUGGUGCUGUCCUGGUACGCGUUGCUUACUCUGCGUUUUCGCGGCCAGCUUGCACUCCAUAUUCUAAAGUGUAGAUUUCAUCUCUAUUCGGAUUAUUUUAUCUACAUUUCGCAUACAUAUACAUAUUUGCAGUUGCGUUGAUCGCGAAGCGUGGGAGGUGAACAAUAUUAUGAACACCCGGAGAUAAUGAACAGCCAAGGAUUAUGGAUAGUCGCCUUCCUGAUUGCAGGAACGGCGUUAUCCAGCACAAAAGCAGCAUGUACCGACAGCGAGUUCAUGUGCGUGACCGACCAGGAGUGCAUAAGCCUGGACUGGGUGUGUGACGACUUUCCCGACUGUGACGACCGGAGUGACGAGGAGCCCAAGUUCGACUGCUCGAAUUUUAACCCAGAGGCCGCUAGCAGUUCCGCCGGCAGCAGCAGCAGCAGCAGCGGCAGCAGCGGCAGCAGCAGCAGCAGCAGCGGCGGCAGCAGCAGCAGCAGCGGCGGCAGCAGCAGCUUCAACACCAACACUGACGAUGACAAUGUUUCCGCCGAAGAAACACCUGAUGUCGCGGGGGUCUCCGGCGGGCUCUCGCAAGAAGACACGAGUGAAGAAGACGAAGAACCAGAGAUUCUUCCAGAAAAGUGUUCACUCAGCAAAUGUCGAAGUCGCGGCAAGAUGAAGUUCCUGGACGGCAGGGCCUACAUGUACAAGUACCACACCCAAACCACAACUCAAGUGGUAGGUUCCUCGCCCAAGAACACGACCAUAUCGAUGGAGGCGGAACUUUCCCUCAACGUUCUCACCGCCUGCGAAAUGGAGCUUGUUGUGUCAGGUAUAACCAUCCUAACGAGCAAGAGCGACAGCCAGGGGGAGAUGGAGACGGUAAAUGACCCGGCCUUCACUGCGGCGCUCACCAAGAACCCACUCAGGUUUUCAUACCAAGAUGGCGUCGUGGAGGAGGUGUGCCCUGCUUCUGACGAGGACCCGCGCGCCCUCAACUUCAAGCGCGCUGUCAUCUCCCUCCUGCAGAACUCCAUGCCCCGGCUCGACCUCGACCACCACGCCGUCGAGACAGACAUCGUGGGCGAGUGCGAAGUCGACUACUCGGUGGUCGGGGCUGAGGGAAUCUUGCUGCUCCUCGAGAAGACCCGCAACAUUGCAUCAUGUCGCGGCCGCUCCUCAACCACCAGCUUCAUGCAAGGCGUCCCGUACGCGUUCGAUGGGGGUAUCCAGACACUGCCGCUACUGAACACGACCAGCAAGUGUUUUCAGUCCAUCGGUGAAGGGAUGAUCAAGGGCGCCUCCUGCCUCGAGCACCACCGCUUCACGCCCUUCAGCUCCGAGAAGGGCGGGAUCUUGACCACCGUGUCUCAGAACCUGACGUUUACUUACCACAAGUCCUCCUUCGCUAAGAUGGGUCCCAUCAACGUACGUACGGACUUGAAAUACGACCACCACAACCACAUCCACGUCGAGGGUCUGGACGCCAAGAACAUGAACGACUCGCAAGAAUGGAGGUCUCGCUCGGACCAAAUCCUCGACCGGAUUGCAGAGAACAAGAAGACCGAAGGCGUGGCCACCAGUGCCCCUCGCCUGUUCAAGGAGCUCGUGCAGUCACUUCGGCAUCUGGACUACGCUCAGCUGUGGGCCAUCUCUGAGGAACGCGCGUGGGGACCCGAGCGAGGUGUAUUCGACGACGCCCUUCCCAUGGUGGGCACGGGCGGGAGCGUGGGCGUGAUGAGGGACCUGAUGGAGGGCGGAAAGGUCAACGACAUCAUGACCAACACUUGGCUCACUUCCCUGUCCUUCAUCCCCAGACCCGACCUGGACACGAUCGAGAUGGCGGCGCCCUUGCUCGAGACGGAGGCCGUGCCCGCCGACGCCUUCCUGGGCGUGGGCGCGCUGGUCCACUCGUACUGUCGAGACCACCCAGCCUGCAGUAGCGAGCCGCCCGUGCAGCGAGUCAUGGACGCCCUGCACGGCUUCUUGGAAGGAGGUUGCCACAAGGAGUCUUCCGAUGACAAAAUCCAGAUCCUGAUGGCGCUGAAGGGGCUGGAGAACGCAGGUCUAGCCGUGAGCGAGACCGUUCCGACGGCCCUAGACCAGUGCAUCCAGAACGAAUCUAACGAGAACGAAAUCCGACUAGCUGCUAUCUCCGCUUUCAGGCGGUUCCCUUGUGGCAUCUCCCGCGAGCCAGUCCGCCACGUGUUCCUCGACCCCGUGAUGGAUUCGGAGCUUCGAAUAGCCGCUUACUUGGAGCUGAUGCGCUGUAUCGACUACGCCACGGUGCAACUCGUCAAGCACGUGUUGCUCCACGAAGAGGUCAAUCAAGUUGGCUCGUUCGUCUGGACACACCUGCUGAACAUGAAGGAGACUGGGCUGCCUUCGCGAGCCGAGGUUCAAGGACUCCUUUCCAACCAAGAGAUUUCCUCCAAGUUCAGCGCAGACGUUCGCAAGUUCUCCCGUAACUUUGAGUGGUCUGGAUUUUACGAUGAUCUUAAUGUCGGAGCGGGAGUGGACGCCAACAUCGUCUUCUCGCAGCAUUCAUACAUCCCUCGUUCGGCCACCUUCAACUUCACGACGGAUCUCUUCGGCCGUUCUCUCAACCUGCUCGAGUUCGGCGCACGGGCAGAAGGCUGGGAACGCUACACUGACUCCAUCUAUCGGCAUUUCCAAGACACAGACGAGCAUCACAUCAGCAACCCGAAGAUUCGUAACAUGAUUUCCAUUUCGGGAAAAAAAGAGGAAUAUUUCGGCAAAGCAGCUGAGUUGUCACUCCACAUGAAGACCUUCGGCAACGAGAUCUACUACCGCCAUCUACACGGGAUGGACAAAAUCGUGGAAGCUUUUAAUGCUCUCAGUCCCAUUGAGAGAAUUAUUAGACUUAAUCAAGGAGAAGCCAUCAACAUGCAGAAGUCGUGGCUGGCCUCCGAGUCGGCCUUCAUCAUCCCGACCACGGCUGGAGUGCCACUUAACCUCACCCUCACCGCCAGCAUCGCCCUCGACGUUCACGCCAGCGGAAAUCUGGAUAUCUUUGCCUUCGCUAAGACGGGGGAGGCGAGUAUUAGCGGUCAGCUCAAACCUAGCGUGGGAAUUGAAGUAGUAGGCUCCAUGUUGGUUGACGGGCACGCUGCUCAAUCCGGCGCCCAGCUGGUGACAACUCUCCACUCUUCCACCGUGGUUGAUGGGAGGUUUGACAUCGGCGGGUCAGAGUUCGUCCGGGUUGACAUCAACAUGCCCCGAGAGAAGGUCGAAAUCAUGAACUUCACCUCGAACCUGGUCCUCGUCCAUGGCAGCGUCGAGGCGGGGGCGGAGGGUUCCAAGGAGAUCCUGGAGGGCGUAGCCAACGACCGAGAGGAGCUGGCCGACUGCUCCGGCUACGAGCAACAGAUCGGAGCCAAACUGUGCUGGAGUCUGCAGUACCCGAACGCUUCCCGGGUACCUGAGAGUCCCUUCUACCCGCUGACAGGACCCUCGAAGCUGCAGGUGGUUCUGCAUAAGAUCGACCCGACGCUCACUUCGUACCAGAUGCGUUAUACCUGGGAGAGAAGACCGCACUAUCGCACAUUUUUGGUAUCCUUGAACACACCCGGGACUGCUAUGUCAAGAGAGCACAGCAUCAGAUAUAACAUCAACUUCAGAUCACAAAAUGUCUACCUGGACCUAAAUUCUCCGCGUGCAAAUCUUUCCGCGAGAGGUCGUUACGUAUGGACAGACACGGACCAGCGGAUGGACUUGAGCGUUUCGGUGAACAACCACGAAACGGCGACUGUUGCUGCCGGCUUCACGCGCUACAAGAAGUCCGGGAGUAACGUCGUCACGCCCAUCUUCACUGUUACUUGGAAGGAACAGGAACUCGUCAAAGUGUCUGGCACCAUCGACCUUCGCGAGAAACGAGGGGCCCGGCUGUACGAGGUGGACAUGCAGGUGGCUUACCUCCUGCAAAACCGCCGCGGGAACUGGGAACCUGCGUCGGGAACCAUAAAGGGGUCCCUCAGCGAUAACGGCUUCGAGAGAAACGCUAAUCUGCAAGUGGAUUAUGUCCCCUCUGUCCGGGCGCCCGAGGAGAACAUCAUGAUCGAGUACCGCGUCGCCAACGUCUCCACCGCGUCAGACAGCAAGUUCGAGCGCCGCUGGAGGUUCUUCUUCUCGCAGUUCCCCAACAUUAACUUCAAGGGCGAGUGGUUCUUCAAGAGACAUUUCGGCUCCAUGGAAAACACGUUACAAGUCAAUUUAGGAGAGAACUUUGAGAAUCCAGAGUACCGCGUGGAUAUCUUCCAGCUGUUCACUUUUUAUUACCUGGAUAGCAGGACCACUUUCAACUCGACAUUUAACGUAAAGCAUCAGAGGAGCAACUUGGACUUCAAGAUAGGCGCAGACUGGUUCCACGACGAAUACGUUUUAAACACUGGUAUCCUCGUUCAAUAUGCAACAAACAAAGAGGUGGUGUCGCAGCUCCACCUCCGGAAGGAACCGACAGGCUUCCUCAGCGCCGAAGGCUACUGGUUCCUGCGGGUGCCCGGCUGGACGAGCGUGGAGGUCAAGGGCGACGUAAAGGAACUCAGGAACAAGAUCUAUCAGUUCGACGGAGAGGUGCGCUACGGCCCGAACUGGGUGCUCGAGGUGGGGGGGCGGUACGGCGACCUGUCGACGCGCCUGCAGUCUCUGCACGACUUGCUCCUCGACGUCACGCUGCCCGGACGAGGCCUGACGCAGAUCAACGCGACCUUCCACGCCAACGAACGCCUAAUGAGUGUGGUCACGCACGUCUUGAUCAAUAAAACUCACAAGUACGGCGUGAAGGCGUCCUAUGUCCACGGCGAGGACGACCUGAGGGUGAGGGAGCACAGCGUCAACCUCGAGCUGUACCUUCCCGGGCGUCAGUACAAACUCCAUACGGAAAUAUCCAUCGGCACCGUCAUCACCGUUGUCAAUGACAUCCAUCUCGAUAGGCACCGUGACAUCCACAUGCGAGUGACGGCAGACAUUCUUCAGCCCAGGCAACGAGGGCUCAAAGCGCUUCUCAAAUGGGACGCUAACAGGGAUCCCAAUCAAAAGCUGGACAUCGAGGUCAGGUACGAGACACCGAACGACAGGCAAGUCACGGUAUUACUAGACAGCGUGCUAAGUUUCCUGGGCCAGCAGUACCGUGCUAACUGGAGAACCAAUAAACAAUUACAGUACAUCGACCGCGACCUGAUAUGGGAACACAAAAACGAGGGAUCUCUCAGCUGGAUGGAACCGAGCCGUCGAGUGCAGGAGAUCGCCACUAACUUCACCAUCAGAUUCCGGCGUGGAGAUACCGCAGAGUUGUACGGCAAAGUGGACAUCACGACACCCUUUAUACACUGGAAGCAGAACUAUCUUGAGGUCAAAUACGCCCGCGACAUGGACCACAUCGAGAGCAGCCUCCGCUCGCGCUGGCACGACGGGGAGUUCCUCGACCUCCAGCUGCUGGCGAAGAAGACGAUCGACGCCUCCACCUUCAGGAUCGAGACCAAGCUGGACGUGAGCUCGUCCUUCGAGGGUUUGGUCAGCGCCAGCACCGGCAUCAGGCUCGAGAAGACGCCAGGAAUCAUUGAUACAAAUAUUUACAUACAGUGGGACACAGACAGACUGGAACUGGCUCUCGAGGGCAAGGACGAUAGCUAUUACGACCAACUACGGUAUUCUGUCUUCGGCCAAGUCUUGACAACCAUCGAAGGCUACAGGGACAUGUCAACGGCCCUUGACCUGGCCAUCCUUCCGUCUGCCAUUGACACCCGCGCCAAGGCCAAGUGGGAGGGGCACGAGUAUAAGCUACGUCUGACGGGGGAGGCCUACAGUGGCCUGGACUACCUACGAGGCAAUCUGACAGUGACUUCCCUACAGCAGGAAGAUUUUGUGAAAGCCAAUAUUAGGGUGUAUCACGAUCCAGCUGAUGUCGAGGAAAAACUAUCGCUGGUCGUGAUGUGGCCCGGGCAGGAGGCUCGAGUCGAGGGCCAGGUGGCCACGCUCCCGCAGCACUUCAAAGCUGGCAUUCAAGUGGACACGACUUUCGAAGAGAUACGGCGGGCUGUCAUCGUGCUGGGCCAUUCGAAGGACCAGAAUAUUAAGACGGAAGCCCGAGUCAAGUGGAACGACAAAGUUGACGCCGGCUUCGUCCUCCUCGGCCAAGUGACCUCGCUUUCGGACUUCCUCGUCAGCUGCACCAUCCUCACGCCCUUCCCGGGAUACGAGGUUAUUACAGGCGAGGUCAGGAACUUGUUCACGCUUGACCCGGAGGUGCGAGUCAACCCGAGGGUCUUUGGCCAGAUCGGAGAGAGGAAGUAUGGCCUCGGCGCCCGCUACGAGCAAGGACAGCUUCCCCGCCUGCGCAUCGCCUUCGAACUCUACACGCCCUUGCCCGAGCUGCACACAGUCGUCCUCGACCUCUGCGACAACACCACGUCCUCCGAGAUCAAGUACGACCUCACCAUGAAGUACGGCCCCACCAAGCAAGUUCGGCUCAGUCUGGAAACGGAGAGGAAGGGCAACGGGCUGCAGGGCCAGGCGAUGGCGGUGCUGCCCCUUCAGUCGCUGGACGAACGGCUGAGCGACACGACCCUGGAGGCGGUUGGCUCCAUCUUCUGGGAACCGGCGGCCGAGCUCAACCUCACCUUCUCCUCCCAGACUGAUGUCACUACCAAGCUCUCUGUGAUCGGGGGCUUCCCUCGCGUCGACGCCGGAGAGCUGCAAGUGACGAUGGACACUCCUGUAGAAGGGUACGAGAAUCUGGACUUCAUGUGCGAGUACCGCCUGCCGACCGUCGACGAGGAGGGCCACUUCAACGGCAGGCUCAGCACCACGAGGGGCGGCGUGUUCCAGCUGCAGGCCAGGGGCACCACGAGGGACCUCAGUGGAUCCUUUUCCUCGCCCUUUGAGCCCUUCCAGACCGGCAACUUCAUGUGGAAGUUGACUGCCCUCGACGUCGUGAAGUCCCAUUUGGUGGCGAACUUCGGCUGGGCGAGAAAGGACAUCAAGCUCGACGCCACGAUCAAGUUCCAGGAGAAGUUCAUCCAAAUGUUCGACGGCACGCUGGAGACGCCGUGGGAGGACCUGGAGCGCUCUGCCCUUCGCCUGGAGGGGAAGGCCCAGCAAGGCGGCUACCGGAACCAGCUGGUGUUGGAGGGCGCCGGGAGGGUCUACCAGGGCACGCUCUUCCUCAAGUACCAGAGUGAUGACGAGUGGGACGUCAGCGUCGAGGUUUCGCGCCAGUUCGGGUCCCAGCAGUCUCGUUACACCCUCCAGACGGGGCUCACCAACACGGGUCGCCAGCCCUUCAAGCUCACCUUCCACGUGACCACGCCGCACCAGGGCUUCCAGGAGGUCAAGUUCAACGUCGAGUUGAGACGACGGAUUCCGUACAAGCUGAAUCUGGGCUGGGGCACGGCCGUAGGUUCCGGAAACAUCGAGAUGACCUUCAGGAAGCUCUCCUUCAGCGAGGUCGAAGGGACGCUCUCCCUGACGAUGCCACAGGAACAGGGACCCGACAGGUUCUACACCCUUGAGCUUCAGCUGACCAACGGCUUCACGCAGGACACCAUCGACGUGACGUGCGCGCUCGACUUCAAGAGCAACCAGGAGUAUUGGGACCACCUGGUCGUGAAGGGUAUCGUACGACAGGUGACCUAUGACCCCGGGGAGCUGAGUCUGUACCUGCUGUGGCCGGGAGCUGACCCCAUCUCGUUCACGGCCGUCGGGGAGCACUACGACGACUUCCAGGUCAUCAAGCCCACCGUCACGCUCGAUCUCACCAGGUCGCGCUACAGCUUCGCGGGAGAGAUGCGUAAGAAGGGCAGCGAGCUGAACCUGACCGGGACCCUGGACUGGAAGCGCGGCUCGUCCGACCCCCAGAAGGUCGUCCUCCACUCGGGCUUCGUGUUCUCCGACAACGCCAUGGACGGGAAGGUCACCCUGGACCUGCCUAUGGUCAAGGGAUGGAACAAGAACCAAGCGGAUAUCCAUUACGAAACUCGCGAAGGACGACACCGGUUCACCGUGAACAUGGAAAACGGCCCGGAAGUGACCACUAUCAAGGGUAACAUGCUGGCUAACGGGUUUCCGGCUGGAGAUGGAGAGAUCACCGUUGCGUCAUCUCUCAAGUGGGACAAGCAGCCACUCACACUCAACUUUAAGCAAGAACUGACAGUGGAUGGUUACGAGGGCGACUACCAUCUGGAGUGGCCCUACAAGCACAACUCGACGUCACCCUGGGAGCGUCGCCCAGUCCACGCCUCUCUCAAGCACAACUUCUUAGAGUCUGGACACCGCGGGGCGCUCCAGGUCACAGGGUCAUUCACGAUGGACAAGCCUGUGCAGAUCAGCUAUGAGUUCAAGUUCCCUUCGAGCGGCGACGUGCGGGUGGUGAUGGGCGUAUCCUUUGGCGUCCUCGCCGUGAGCGUGAAGGCCGACCGCGUGACCGUGGUGCUGGGCGACGGCAUCCUCAAGCAGAGGACGUCGCUCGAGAUCGACAACUUCCUGUGGCCCUUCGGCGUCUCGUCGACGAAGGAGACCAACCAGAAGUCAGACACCGAGCGAGAGAGAGUGACAACACUGGAGUUAUAUGAUUUGCAGAACGAUGAAAGUCGAGUUUGCGUUUCCUUUGCCCAUAAUUCUGCUCAGUCAGGGAGACAUUUCUCUGUCAAAGGUAAUGCCCUCGGUCGGGAGAUCGUCUUGGCCGCGGGAUAUGUGCUGACGUCAAGGAACUUCAGCAUGGACUUCCUCAUUUCGUGGUCUGAGCAGGAGAGGAUCGAGUUCAACAUCGUCUGGGAGGAUAUGUCGAGGGUGGGUCCCGAUGGCUGUGGUGUUUCUAGAAACAUCCCUUAUCUCUGGCAUCUCUUUAUAUCGUUAGAGCUUCGAACCAACGGCUCGCUGACCCUGGGCGGAGGCAAGUACGCCCUCCUUCAGAACUUCCUCUACACCAACAUCACCGGCCACGACCAGACCGCCAAGCUCCUGGCCGCCCUCGAUCGCAUGCAGAAGACCGUGCACGCUUCGCUGGAGACGUGGAAGAAACUUGUUGACAUCCACGUGGAGGUGGAGGAGGACCCGAACGGCCGGUGGACAGUGGUCGCGACCGGAGUGCCAAACCAGAAGGUGCCACUCCUGACGCACCUGGAGAUGUCGUCGGCCCAUCCCGUCCUCACCAUAACCUUCGAUAACCUGCUCUCCAACGACACCGUCUAUGACACGUCCUUCCCUAGGUACAUCGCAGAACAGAUCGUUCUCGAGGGCGGCGUCGAGGACCUCCGUCACGCCAGGUUCUCCAUGCGGCACAGGAACCCGACGUGGCUGAGCGAGGGCGAGGUCCCGAGGCCGCUGUGGGAGACGGACGCGGACUUCUCCUUCAAGCUGAACCACUCGCGCCUCCUGACGUCGCACUUGGUGUGGAGGACGGAACUCGUGGAGGAAGUUAUGAGCGAGGUGGGUGAGCUGAUCGGCGCCUCCUACGACCUACGACUCAGCGUGGAGGACUGGCUGAAGGUGUCGGCGCAGAAGGCGGGGGAGGAGGCCCUGAAGCGAGCGGAGCCUAUCCUGCAGGACGUGGCAGCCGUCUUCAAGCCUCUUAUUGUUGAUUUCAAAAACGAAUCGCGGGAGUUCCUGGAUGACCUGUGGCUGCUCUACUCCAACAUCAACAGGACGACCAUGGAGCUUAGAUACCAGCAGUCACUCACCUUCAUCUUCGACAAAGUCAUGGACACUUUGGAGAACAUCAAAGCGUUCAAGAACAUUCGCCAGAGGCUGGAAGGAGGCGCGCUCAGGGGUCAGGUCAAAACUCUGGUCGAUAAGAUACGCAGCAUCUACGAUCAUCUCUUUAACUCGGAUCCAUCCGGGCCAGGUUUGAUGUCCAAAUUGAAGUCCCUUUUCUCCACUUUCGCCCAUAUGUACGACCAGUUCGCCAAGCGCCUGUACCUCCGAGCGAGUCAGGCCGUGCAAGGCUUCACAGACCGCGUCGGGGAGUGGCUGAGACGCAAGUGGCAGGCGGUUUACGACAACUACAAGCCUCACAUUCUUCGUACUUUCGACAACGUGGAAACUCAGGCUUGGAUCUUCGCGGAGAAUCUAAUGGACUGGCUCCAGAAGGUCGGCCUUGAGGUCAAGUCGUCCGCCUACUACCAGAAGAUCGCCGAGAUCGUGACGUACGUGGAGGGCAUCUACAAGGACUUCACCGAGAAAUCCAAGCGAGAGAACCUGGAGAAGUACUACACCAUGUUCGUCGAGAAGAUGAAGAGCGGGUUCAAGAUGCUCGUCGACGGAGUUGCUCCUUUCGUGCAAGACUGGAUCGACGAGUUGCAGACGGCUUGGGCUAAACUCUUGCAAUAUAACCAGAUUGCAAGAAUUAAGGAUGCUGUUCUUGCUGCCAUUGAUAAGGUGGUGUGGACGGUCCGCUACGUUGACAUCCGAGGUCACCUGAUUGAUGCUGCAGCCUUCCUCUUGGAGCACGGGCACACCAUCGUCUCGCAGACCAGCAUCCAGGCGUCGCAGAAACACAUCGUUGCCAAGACAAACUUCCUGUUCACUCCGUCCCAAGGAAAAGUGCUAUUGGUUCAGAAAUUACCUGUUGACUGGCAAGCCUUCAACGUCAAGCCAAACUGGAGGGACUUGCCGGAGUACAAGAACAUCCAGUGGGUGAGGGACACGUUCUUCUCCACCUCCAACACCACCAUUUUGGAUAAGUUCUACAAGUACUGGAACCUCAAUUUCAACCCUGUGACUUGGGUUCCGCCAUUCCCCGCGACCGGCUACAUGAUCGGCGAGCAGCACUUCAUGACCUUCGACGGGCACCACCUGGAGUUCAAGGGCCGAUGUCAGCACCUCCUGGUGGCCGAUAUGGUGAGCGGAGAGUACGCGGUGGCUGUCAACUACCACAGCCACUCCUCCAGGACAAUUAUUAUUUACAUCGGAGGCUCCGAGAUCGAGUUGGCGACCGACUUUAGGGUGACAGUGGACAGACAACCCACGGAGCUGCCAGUGAGCGUGGAGGGCGCCACGGUGGACCGCUGGCUGCACAAGAUCGAGGUGCGGACGGACCACGGGCUGCGCAUCAACUGGAACCUGGCGCAUGACGUCCUCUCCAUCAGCCUGUCCGGCACCUCCUUCGACAAGACCGGCGGCCUGCUGGGGACCUACAACAACGAGCCCAUGGACGACCAGCAGCUACCCGACGGAACCCAGACGGACGUCGUGCACGUCCUGGCGCAGGGCUGGGACGUCAGCAGGGGCGCCUGUCAGUCCGGGGGGAACCUGGCCGUGGGAGCCUCCAAGGUCGACGUGGACACCUGCCAGCACCUGUUCCAGGCGAAGACCUCGCCCUUCAAACACUGUUUCUUCCAGGUAGACCCAACACCAUACCUCCACAUGUGUAUGGUGGAUUAUCGGAACGAGGACCGGGACACGUGCACAGCUGCCACGGCGUACAUGGAGGCGUGCUCCAGGAACAGCAUCCCGGUCAAGAUCCCGGUGUUCUGCGUAGAGUGUGUGUAUGAGACCGACGACGGCGAAACUCACACCCUGGAGGAGGGCACGUCGAUGAUGCUGGAGGUCGACGACAUCCUCAAGUCGACGGACGUGGUGCUCCUGGUGGAGGACGGCGCGUGCAACGAGGACUUCGCCUCCAAGAAGCCCCUGAACCGUUUCGAGAGCUUCAUCAACGCCAUGGACGAGGAGCUGGCGAAGAACGGCCUCCGGAACGUGAGAUACGCCAUGGUUCUGUACGGGGGGGAAGGCCUCCACGCGCAGCCGUCCAUUGCUACCGUCGACAACCAGAUCUUCACGGACGCCACCAACAUCCACAGGGCUCUCGAUCGGGUGGAAUUCACUGGAGAAACCGGCACGGAGAGCUACUGGCGCUCGGAUGCGUUCGAAGCCUUCAACUUUGCCGCUGACCUGACCUUCCGUGCCGGCGUGAGCGUGACCUUCGUGCUGUUCCCGUGCAGGUCGUGCAAGCCCAGCAUCCCCUCUAUGGACUACAGCACCAUGUACCACAUUCUCCUGGAAUAUUCCAUAACCCUCCACGUGUUUAACGAUGAGCUCUUCGAUAUUCCAAAAGCCAAGGAGAGGAGCAAGCUGUACGGCAUGGACAGAGACAACGCCUACACCGUCAAGGACUCCAAGAGGACCUUCACCGGCGACCAAGCUCUUCGACGACAGCUCACGACUCCCAAGGACAACCUCGGCUACUGCGCCCCCCUGGCUCUGGAGACUGGAGGCUCCAUCUUCACCAUGUCGCCCAUCAAGCAAGCGAAGAAGAGGCUGAAGAAGCAGAUCGAGAAGGUGGCCAUCGUGUUCGGGAGGCGCGUGGCCCAGACGGCGAAGCCCCAGAGCCGGAAGAGGUGCGUCUGCGUCCCGAGCACAGCCGACGGCGCCGCGAGCGUGCAGUGCGACAACUGGGAUAGCGGCCAGCUGUCCAUUCUUGCCAUGUACGGCAACCUGACCGACAUGCAGCCUGACUUCGAGACAAACCUGGACGAGGUCGGAACGUGUCAGCGGCGGGACAGCCAGGGAGUCUGCGUGCAAAGAAUAGAGAGCUGAACGAUAAAGAACAUUGUUUUGUCUUAGGCACAAAAGGACUAAGAUUUUUUUUUUUUUUCUUAGAAUGUAAGUUUUAAUUUUUUUUUUUUUUUUUUUGGCAAGUGGCAUUAUUAAGGCGUUGAUAGAUAGUUUGGUAUAGAGUAAGGAUAUAUGCAUAUAGCUUCGUGGUACAGGAUUAAAUUGUGGAAUAAAGUGACAUACACGUGUAAGAACGAGCUGAUUUAUACACUUGAACUGACACUGACACUGACACUCACUCUUGUGUUCACUUUUUGCAUUCUCUCUCUCUCUCUCUCUCUCUCUCUCUCUCUCUCUCUCUCUCUCUCUCUCUCUCUCUCUCUCUCUCUCUCUCUCUCUCU
Molecule: messenger RNA, 12912 nt
Organism: Penaeus chinensis
Lineage: Eukaryota; Metazoa; Arthropoda; Malacostraca; Decapoda; Penaeidae
Product: apolipophorins-like
Biological process (GO): lipid transport
Molecular function (GO): lipid carrier activity; protein binding
Source: RefSeq, a predicted model, not a curated record